AUGGGUGUAAUAAGAAAGAAGACCGCCCAGCGCGGCACCGAGGGAGGCACCAAAUACCACUGCGAUGUCUGCUCCGUCGACGUGACCUCGACGGUCCGGAUAUCGUGCGCGCACAGUGCAUGCCCUGAGUACGACCUCUGCGUCCCCUGUUUCUCGGAAGGGAAGAGCUCCAAGAACCAUGAUCCCAGGACGCAUCCGUACCAAGUAAUCGAGCAGAACUCAGUGCCCAUCUACACGGAGGACUGGGGUGCGGAUGAGGAGCUGCUGCUCCUGGAAGGUGCGGAAAUCUACGGUUUGGGUUCAUGGGCGGAUAUCGCCGAUCAUAUUGGUGGCUAUCGGACCAAAGAUGAAGUCCGGGAUCACUAUAUCGACACAUACAUCAACAGUCCUAACUUCCCCCUUCCGGCGCGUGCGGACCCCCAUGACACGAGCCUUCAGGACAGUAUCCCCAAGGAGGAGUUCCAGGCGCGGAAGAAGCGACGGAUCGAAGAGCGCAAAGAGGCAGCCAAAUCCGCGCCACCCGCAACACCGAAGCAGAAGCCUACUGCUAGUGUACCGGCCUGCCAUGAGGUUCAAGGAUACAUGCCCGGUCGAUUGGAGUUUGAGACGGAGUUCCUGAAUGAGGCGGAAGAGGCCGUGCAGCACAUGACCUUCGAACCUGGCAAUGGCCUCAACGAGAAGGGCGAGAUGGAGCCGGAGAUGGAGUUGAAGAUGACGGUCAUGGAGAUCUACAAUUCCCGACUGACGGCACGGACGGAGCGCAAGAAGAUUCUCUUCGAGCACAACCUGCUCGAAUACCGGAAAAAUACUGCUCAGGAGAAGAAGCGUACCAAAGAAGAGAGGGAUCUGCUGAACAAGGCGAAGCCGUUUUCCCGGAUGAUGAACCACGACGACUUUGAGGAAUUCUGCAAGGGUCUUGAAUAUGAACACAACCUGCGGCUCGCCAUCGCCCAGUUGCAGGAAUGGCGCCAGAUGGGCAUUGGGGACCUCAAGAGCGGCGAGAAGUACGAGCAGGAGAAGCUGCAGAGGGCGCAGAGAGCCAUCCCGCAAGGCUCAUUUGACCGAUUAGCCAGUGCGCGUCCGAAGCAGUCCCAGCAACCCGACCAGCCAUCUGCCGCCAGUCAGCUCACGGCUCCAGAGCUGCCUUUGCGACUGCAACAGCAGAAGGCAACGACUAAGCCAGCUCCAGAGACCAAGCCUCCGAUGAAUGAUUUCGAUCGGAUGUUCGCCAGCAAUGGGGACGGCAUCGACACGGCACAACCGGCAAAGUCGAAAUACGUCGUCCAACCGCUGAGUGGGGUGACGCCUUGGAAGCUUGAGAAUGACGGGGCGCCCGACUUGCACUUGUUGACCAAAGAAGAAGUCGAACUCUGCAAUGUACUUCACAUGCAGCCGAAGCCGUAUCUCGUGGUCAAGGAGGCGCUCUUGAAGGAAGCCAUGAAACAGAACGGUAGUUUGAAAAAGAAAGACGCUCGGACACUCUGCAAGGUGAGUCGAAUGGGCUCUGUCGCUAACGAGUAUUGCUGA
Messenger RNA from Paecilomyces variotii, 1527 nucleotides. RefSeq names its product putative SAGA complex subunit. The coding region runs from base 1 to 1527 and encodes 508 amino acids. Gene Ontology annotation, molecular function: chromatin binding; zinc ion binding; transcription coactivator activity. Gene Ontology annotation, cellular component: SAGA-type complex; nucleus. The record is from RefSeq and is a predicted model, not a curated record. Gene Ontology annotation, biological process: chromatin remodeling; regulation of transcription by RNA polymerase II. NCBI's taxonomy places the organism in Eukaryota, Fungi, Ascomycota, Eurotiomycetes, Eurotiales, Thermoascaceae. The transcript has 2 exons.